UACAUUUUGGAUCCCCAAAAAACAGUUAUACGGUUGUGUUUUCCUUCCUUUUCCCCCUUUAAUAAACACACACACGACACUUUCUGGUCUGAGAAACACAAACAAUCAAACAAAAGCAAGAAAUGCAGCAAGAUCCAUCAAACCCAAUAAGAAUGAAUCAAAGCCCAUUUCCAUUUCGGGCAGCUCAUCACAGAAGAGCACAUUCUGAAGUCAACUACAGGUUCCCACCAGACGACAUAGAUCUUGUUUCUGAUACAUUCGAUGCCCGUUUUGAGGACUUAGGAUCCGAAGAUGACUUGUUUUCGACGUUUAUGGAUAUCGAAAAACUGGGAUCUACUACUACUGAUGAUGAUCAUGUCAAUAAUAUUAAUAACAAUAACAAUAAUGCUGCUUCUAAUGAUGUUGAAUCAAAGAGUAAUAAUAAUAAUAAUGUGAUGAAACCGAGACAUCGGUAUAGUAAUUCGGUUGAUAGUGAAAGGAGUUUGUUACUUUCUGAUGGUUCUGCUAAUUAUAAUAAUUCUAAUUCUAAUAAUAUUAGUAGUAAUAGUAUUGAAGCUAAGAAAGCAAUGGCUCCUGAUAAACUUGCUGAGUUGUGGACACUUGAUCCUAAACGGGCUAAGAGGAUCUUGGCCAAUCGACAAUCUGCUGCUCGCUCAAAAGAGAGAAAAGCACGUUAUAUAUCUGAGCUUGAGAGAAAAGUUCAGACUUUACAGACAGAAGCAACCACCCUUUCAGCACAAUUGACUCUGUUUCAGAGGGAUACAACCGGCCUAUCUUCUGAAAAUACAGAACUUAAGCUCCGAUUACAAGCUAUGGAACAACAAGCUCAAUUACGCGAUGCUCUGAAUGAGGCACUGAAACAAGAGGUCGAACGGCUCAGAAUUGCAACUGGAGAAAUAGCAAGCAGUUCAGACGCAUACAAUCUUGGAAUGCACCAUGUUCCAUAUAACCAACCAAACUUUUUCCAAAACCAACAAAAGCCUGAUCCACAAAAGUACCAACAGUCAAACAUGCCGAACGACCACCAAAACCACCACCAUUCGCUUCCUGCCUCAACCCAUGACUCACUGCAGCAAGAUCCACUUGGCCGCUUUCAGGGGCUUGACAUUAACAAUAGAGGCGGUUCUCAUUUUAUCAAGUCUGAAGAUCCUUCAAUCUCUGCCAGUGAAAGCAGCAGUACGUUCUGAUUCUACGAGUACAUCUCUAUUUCAUGCAUUAGUCAUUGUAUCUUGCAACUGUUCAUAGAUCGACACCUCAGCAUCCACGAGCACCAUUUCUUUCAUAGUUUUAUUCAUUUAUUCUCACAUAAGUAGAAAUUUAGGCUUUAACAAAGUGACAUUCUAUAUUGUUGUCAUGUUGUGUUACUGUUUGAGAAAUUGCAUUAUCUUGUGCUAUUCUCCUAGCUCAUUUGUGUAGAAUUUGUUAUUCAUUGAACUAUUAACAUUAUUUGUGAAUGA
Erigeron canadensis is the source of this 1457-nucleotide messenger RNA. Its product is annotated as transcription factor RF2b-like. Gene Ontology annotation, cellular component: nucleus. The record is from RefSeq and is a predicted model, not a curated record. Lineage: Eukaryota; Viridiplantae; Streptophyta; Magnoliopsida; Asterales; Asteraceae. Bases 123 to 1187 code for a protein of 354 amino acids. The transcript has 4 exons. Gene Ontology annotation, biological process: regulation of DNA-templated transcription. Gene Ontology annotation, molecular function: DNA-binding transcription factor activity.